AUGUCUUCAUAUGCUAUCACUGGAGCCUCCAAGGGCAUUGGUCGCGAGUUCGUGCGCCAACUCGCUGCCGAUUCGACCAACACGGUCCUAGCCAUUGUGCGAAACCCCGAAUCGCCCGACAUGAGUGAAAUCGCCUCCAAGCACCCUAACGUACACGUUAUCAAAGGCGAUGUUACGGAUCCAAAGUCGAUUCUCGAGGCUGCUUCGGCCGCAGCCGUCAUCACAGGCGGGAAGCUAGAUGUGCUUAUCCACAACUCCAACGCCGUUGAUAUGGCCUCCAUGUCCUUCAACCCGACCCAGAUUCCCUUUGAUGCUCAAGCUGUCCGGGAAAUUUUUGAGCCGUCGCUGAACACGGCUAUCUACGGUGGUAUAUGGGCAACAAAUGCCUUCUUGCCCCUGAUUGAGAAGGGCAUCCAAAAGAAGAUUGUGCACAUAUCCACCGCCAUGGCCGAUUUGGAAUUGAUCAUUAACACUGGCGUCAGCUAUGGUGUCGCGUACAGUGUCGCAAAAGCUGGGAUGAAUGUUCAAGUCGCAAAGUACGCAGCAGAACUUGCGCCUAAAGGCAUUAAGGUGUUGGCUUUAAGUCCUGGAUGGGUUGAUACAUGGGAGGGAGAGAAACCUCCUCAGGUGAAAGAAGGCGAAAAUUUUAUGCUGAGGCAGUUCCAGGCAGUUGAGCCUGAGCUCAAGGGACAGAUUCAGCCAGAGGAGAGUGUCAGAAAGAGCCUCCAGGUCAUCGAGCGUCUGGAUGCCGAGACUAGUGGCCAGCUCCUUAGCCAUAAUGGAAACAGAAGUUGGUUUUGA
Messenger RNA from Penicillium subrubescens, 801 nucleotides. RefSeq names its product SDR family oxidoreductase. The record is from RefSeq and is a predicted model, not a curated record. The coding region runs from base 1 to 801 and encodes 266 amino acids. The transcript has 2 exons. Gene Ontology annotation, molecular function: oxidoreductase activity, acting on the CH-OH group of donors, NAD or NADP as acceptor. Lineage: Eukaryota; Fungi; Ascomycota; Eurotiomycetes; Eurotiales; Aspergillaceae.